UGCCCCAGCAGCAGCAGCUGCAGCAGCUGGAGCCACAGCCCGAGUGCCAGGGUCCCGUGGAGGCUGAGGCCAGGCAGCUGAAGAGCUGCAUGAAGCCAGUGAGGCGCAGGCCUAACGAGGAGGAGCUGAGAAUGAAGAACAUGGAUGAUAAUAGCCCUGCUGUGGAGCAUCCUGAUGUCCAGGAGUCAGUGGGUCCCCUGGUGGCCCCCACCCCUCUCCGUCCAUGGCCCCAGAUGACACUUCAGGUUUCUGAAGUUACAGUGACUGGCAGCCUCCCAGAAGAAGGUGACGUCCACAGAAGCAGUCCACCUGUGGCUUUUACAGAGGUCCCCCAGGCACCGGUCAUCAGGAUUCCCCCCUCCUCCCCUUUCUGUGGCCUGGGUGGCUCCCCCAGGGACCAGGCCUCAGGGCCCGAUGCAAGUGAGGAGGCCGCCGGGCCUUUCCUGGAACCCAGCCAGCAACAGGUGGUGGCUACAUGGGAAGUAUCGCGUGAGAAUGGAGGGGGUCGAAAGGACCCCGUGGUGGGGGUUAUUAUGGAUGAGCCCCCUGGGGGGCUGGAGGUCGUAAGUGGGUUGGAGGAGCUGCUUGGUGAGGACACCAUUGACCAGGAGCUGGAGCAGCUCUACCUGUCCCACCUGAGCCGCCUGCGGGCUGCCGUGGCUGCAGGUGGGGCAGGGAGUGGUGGGGAGGGCACUACAGAUGGGGGGAUGUCCCCCAGCCACCCCCUGGGCAUACUCACGGACCGCGACCUGAUCUUGAAGUGGCCUGGCCCCGAGCGAGCCCUGAACAGUGCCCUGGCUGAGGAGAUCACGCUGCACUAUGCCCGGCUGGGGCGUGGCGUGGAGCUCAUCAAGGAUACUGAAGAUCCUGAUGAGGAUGGGGAGGGUGAGGAGGGGCUCUCCAUCACACCUUCCAGCCCAGACAGGGACAGCCCCAAAGAAUCACCUCCGGAAAUCCUCUCUGGGGCCCCUUCUGUGGUAGCCACUAUGGGAGAUGUGUGGUUUCCAUGGGCCGAGGGCUCGGGAGAUGACAGCCCUAUGGUUCUGGGUACAAAAGGUCAGGUCACUGGGGAUCCAGAGAAAGGGAUGGGCAAGGACACUGACUCUUUGCACAUGAAUAGGAUGACCAGGUCUUCUGGGGAGGCCAGGACAGAAGCCCAGAUGGAGAUCACCACUGAGUUUGCAGACAACUUGGUUCCUAUAUCUGGCAAGGAGCCAGCUACUUUGGUCCUGCAGGGGCAAAACCCCACCCUCCUCGAUCCUUUGGGGACUAAAGUCUGUCCUAGUGUGGCCAGGCCCCAUGUAAGCUCCCAGGAUGAAGAAAGUGCAGGCCCAAGUCUUGAGUCCCCAAAGAGGUCUCUCACCCUAGCAGUCCCUGAAGAAUAUGUGUGUGGAUUGCCUCCCCAGCUCCGGGGGCCCUUGACCCAGACUCUGGGGGUUCUGGCUGGACUGGUUGUGGUCCCUGUGGCUCUGAAUAGUGGUGUGUCCCUCCUGGUGCUUGCACUGUGCCUCUCUCUGGCCUGGUUCUCAUAGGGGCUGCUUUUGGGAUCAGCUUCCUACUCUCUGGUUUCUGGGAGGGGCAGCCCCAGCACCACCCCAGAGGGUUGAGAUGGGAUAUAUGGCCUGUACAGUGAAGGAACCUUGGUCCUUUGCUUCUGAGAAUGCUUGAUGAGAGAUGCCUUCCCAUCCCUGACCUCUCCAGUCAGCAUAGGGCUCCCUGCAAUGAUACCACUGGGGAGAGGAACAGAGGAUGGGUGGAUGGUAUGAGUGAGAACUUUUAGAAUGGAACUGGGCAUGUCUUCCCCCUCCAGCCCCCCAAGCCUGUAUUUAUUUUUAUAUAAUUCUCUGGAUGAGGGAGAGUGGUCGUGAGCUGGUCUUGGGGCACAAUUACCCAGAGAUAUAUUUAUUAACAGCCAACCUGUGCAACUUGCUGGAGCUUUAUUUUUAAUUUAAUUUAUAUAGAGUACCUAUUAUUAUAUGCCAUAAUAGAGCUCUAUGAGAAAUGACGUGUCUUGCUGUGCAGUGUUCUCCUGUUUGGGCCUGAGUGUGCAGGGUGGUCACGUUCUGUGGGAGGAUCACAGUGGGGAGUGGGUGAGGUGUGGUCAUGCCUGCUGCUGCCGCUGCUUCAACAUAUCCUGGAGGGUCUGUGUCUCCUCACCUUGUGGUCCUAAUCCAUGUGGUCCUUUGGUCUUUUCCACAUUCUGCCUGUGAGAGCCUGCAUGUGUUCAUAUGGGUGGUGGUGGUGGGAACCAGGAAGGAAGAGUCGUGGCCACAUGAGCAUUUGGUAUCAGUCAUGUGGCUGCAGUGGUGGCUGUGGUCAGUCGUGGAUGUGGGGACAUCAGUUGUGAAUCAGCCACAAGUUUUUGAGGUUACUGGAAAACAGACUUUGACAUCAGCAGGGAGACCCCUCAGCCCCUAAGAUAGGGAAGACAUCAGAAAGGACAAAGGAAUUAAUGUACUGUGAAAAGUUCAUACUAGAGUUGCUGUCCACAGCCAUCACAUUUCUACUCAAAAUAGGAAACCCAGAGGUUUUGAAAGAAAGAAUAGAUAUGUUUACUGCAUGCAAAUAAAAACUCUUUGCAUAGCAAAAUA
This is a messenger RNA of Galeopterus variegatus (Sunda flying lemur), 2591 nucleotides long. It is a transcript of the gene PPP1R3F, whose product is annotated as protein phosphatase 1, regulatory subunit 3F. NCBI's taxonomy places the organism in Eukaryota, Metazoa, Chordata, Mammalia, Dermoptera, Cynocephalidae. Bases 90 to 1532 code for a protein of 480 amino acids. The record is from RefSeq and is a predicted model, not a curated record. The transcript is spliced from 4 exons.